Dalotia coriaria is the source of this 1451-nucleotide messenger RNA. RefSeq names its product lipopolysaccharide-induced tumor necrosis factor-alpha factor homolog. Gene Ontology annotation, molecular function: zinc ion binding. NCBI's taxonomy places the organism in Eukaryota, Metazoa, Arthropoda, Insecta, Coleoptera, Staphylinidae. Bases 336 to 731 code for a protein of 131 amino acids. The transcript is spliced from 4 exons. The record is from RefSeq and is a predicted model, not a curated record.
AAAUCUAAAAACGGCGUCCGCGCGCUCAGUUUUCGUUGGACUGUGCUGUCGGACGGCGUCCGCGACGCAAUCAAUUUUUACGCGAUAUUUACCUAUUUUAUAAAUACCCGGCUGCUGCGAGCGCGUCUGACGUAAUUUCCUCGGAGUAUUCGCGCACAAAACGCGCGCCGCGACUUGUGUAAUUUGCAUUCGCAUUACUCGCUGCGCGGACGAAUAUUUUAGACUGGCCCAAUUUUCACUAAAUCAUCGAUUUUAUAAAGGAGGCUAAGAAAAUACCGCGAAACAAGUGAAGGAGUUGAAUCUACGAAGUAAAUAUAUAAAAACAAACAAAGAAAAUGGAGAAAAACGGAAUGGAUCCGCCGCCAGCCUACAUGCAACAACCGCCGCCAUUAAUGCCGCCGAGUUAUAGUCAAGCAAUGGCUGGUUCCAUCCCUUUAAACCCUUACACACCUGUGGAACCAUUUCAAAAUGGCCCGAGGAUAAUGACAACCGUAGUGCCGUUGGGACCUGAGCAAACGCGAAUGAUUUGCCCGCACUGCCAAACGGACAUCUAUACAACGCGCAAAGUGAAACCGAAACCAGCGGCCUAUUUAAGCUGCGCGUUGAUAUUUAUGUUUGGAUGCUUCCUUGGUUGCUGCCUAAUUCCAUUUUGCAUGAAUUCUUGCCGAUCGGUGAGUCAUUCAUGUCCGAACUGCGGCAGACAUCUUGGCAAAUACCUCGGAAACGAAUAGGAUUUCUUCAGCAUCGGUUGCCAUCUUGUUCCACAAAUCGGAAAAUGCAUUGCAAUUGUUGUUAUUUACCUUAGAAGUCUUCAGAAGCACUUAGCAAGUGUCUGCCAAUUGAAUCUACUUCCAAAAAUUUACGAAAUCGGUCUAGUCAUACCUGAAUCUGACCAGAAUGAAUUUAAUGAAAUUUAAUUCUUUUUAAUUGCGAAGAUAAGAGCGCGUCCGAACGUACACGUAUUUAAAUCCAGUGCCUUACACAACAUGAGAGUACAAAAAGCUUGUUGUCAUUGUUCGUAAAUUUUAAUGAAUCGUUAAAUUGUUAAACGACGAGGCGUACAACAUUUUAGUUAAGUCACGUUCGUGUUUCAUUCGUAGUCGAGGCUCAGCUACUAAUUUUAAUCGAGUACUACGUACGUUAAAACGCUAAUUAUCAUAUUUUGCGAGAGUGCAAGGUUGAAUUUGAUGUCAAAGUCAAUGAAGAAAAUGAUAAAAAAUCAGUUGUUGAAAUCUGGUUGUUGAUUUUAUUACUCUAUGCAUUUCUAAUUGAAAGUUGAAUUUUUGAAAUGUAAUGAUUGUAUUUUUUAUGUUACGAUGUUAUAUCUAGUUGUAUAAUUGUUUUAUUCGAUUAUGUACUCAGAAAACGCGCUAACAAGAAAGUUUUUGAGCGCUGAAUAGUUUCGUAGCGCAACUAAUAAGCUAACGUGCUAAUAAACUUGAUAUUUGUUA